AAAAGGACCCACCUAUUUUUGGUGAAAUGUAUUUUCCUUCGUAGUAAUAAUUAUUAGACGGCGUCAUUUCCCCAUAUAACGCAAACAAAAUUUGCAUGUAUUAGGGAGGACACUAAAGAAGAAGAAAAAAACAAGAAAAGAGAACAGAAAAAAAAAAAUAAAAAAUUAAAGAAUGAAAACAGUUGAAUGUAACACGGCAACAACCAUGCCAAUGGAGGUGGCAAGGGUACAAUCAGUAGCGUCAAUAACGAAUUGCAUGGACACAAUUCCAUCAGAGUACAUUCGUUCAAAGAACGAACAGCCGGCAGCCACAACGCUACACGGAGUGGUGCUUCAGGUGCCGGUCAUCGACAUAAGUGAUAUUGAUGCUAAUGAGGAAAAAAUAGUGAAAGCAAUAGCGAAGGCUAGCAAAGAGUGGGGGAUUUUUCAAGUGAUAAAUCACGGAAUUCCUGAUGAGGUGAUUGGGAAUUUGCAGAAAGUUGGGAAGGAGUUCUUUGAGCAAGUACCACAAGAGGAGAAAGAGUUGAUUGCGAAGAAUCCAGGAUCGCAGAGUAUAGAAGGAUAUGGUACUUCUUUGCAAAAGGAAGUCGAAGGGAAAAAAGGUUGGGUUGAUCAUUUGUUUCACAAGAUUUGGCCUCCUUCUUCCAUCAACUAUCGUUGUUGGCCUAAAAACCCUCCUUCCUACAGGGAAGCAAACGAGGAAUAUGCAAAGAGUCUCCGAGUAAUUGUAGAUAGGAUGUUUAAGUGCUUGUCACUUGGGCUUGGAUUGGAAGCCCACGAAAUGAUGGAGGCAGCUGGUGGUGAAGACAUAGUUUACUUGUUGAAGAUCAAUUAUUACCCACCAUGCCCACGACCCGAUUUAGCCCUUGGUGUUGUGGCCCAUACAGAUAUGUCCUGCAUCACCCUUCUUGUCCCAAAUGAAGUCCAAGGCCUCCAAGUGUUUAAGGAUAGCCAUUGGUAUGAUGUGAACUACAUACCAAAUGCCCUAAUUGUCCAUAUCGGUGACCAAGUUGAGAUUCUUAGCAAUGGUAAAUACAAAAGUGUGUACCAUCGGACAACAGUGAACAAGGACAAGACAAGAAUGUCAUGGCCUGUUUUCUUGGAGCCCCCAUCAGAGCAUGAAGUUGGGCCAAUCCCUAAGCUGGUUAAUGAGGCCAAUCAACCCAAAUUCAAGACCAAGAAGUAUAAGGAUUAUGUCUACUGCAAGCUUAAUAAACUUCCUCAGUGAAGAAUUAUGUACGCCAGUGAUUAUUAGCUAGUAAUUUUAUCUAUACCAUCGUUUUGUACUUGCCAAAACGUAUCUUAUGCCCUGAAGGAAUUUAUGCUUAAUUUUAAGCUGUUUGAAACGUUGGCGUGAAUACUUUAUUUUAAAUGAGCAGGCUGAAUUUGGGCAUGUUAAAUGGA
Molecule: messenger RNA, 1404 nt
Organism: Capsicum annuum
Lineage: Eukaryota; Viridiplantae; Streptophyta; Magnoliopsida; Solanales; Solanaceae
Product: flavonol synthase/flavanone 3-hydroxylase
Exons: 3
Coding region: 173-1228 (351 amino acids)
Source: RefSeq, a predicted model, not a curated record